Sitophilus oryzae (rice weevil) is the source of this 7503-nucleotide messenger RNA. RefSeq lists its product as uncharacterized. NCBI's taxonomy places the organism in Eukaryota, Metazoa, Arthropoda, Insecta, Coleoptera, Curculionidae. The coding region runs from base 87 to 7493 and encodes 2468 amino acids. The record is from RefSeq and is a predicted model, not a curated record. The transcript is spliced from 18 exons.
GUCAUAUUUUUUCAAUAACGAUAAUUAGUCUAAAUUCUUUAAUAGUUGGAAAGUGUUUGUGAAUUUGUGAGGACCGAAGAGUAAAAAUGCGGUUCUAUCCACAAGUCAUACUAUGGACCUACGUCGUUUUGCCGGCGAUAGCACUCCUAUUACUGCCACAUCUAGUUCGAGCUGUAGCCAAAGCACAACAUAAUAGAGCUAAACUUCUCUCUAAUGCCCUGCACGCGAGAAAUAAAGCUGCACCCCUUGGUAGAAAUCAGCAGCAACGUAGAUACAAUCCCUACAGCAGUUACAGCACCAAUGCCAGAUCCAGAUCCAUACGUGAAGUAGAUCAAAUGGAUGGUUUUAUGGAAAACGACUUUGAUGACUCAAUUAUACAAGCACCGAAUCCAAUGUUCGCAUCUUCAUUUCAAAGCGGUCCAGGAUUUGGACCAUCGCAACGGUUCGAAUCUAUGCGCCAGGCCUCUGAUAACACGUACAUGUUAGAUGCAUCAUCACCAAUGUUGGCCAGGAUGAACGAGCCUUCUGAAAUGACCGAGGAUGGCAUUGUGGCUUCAAACUGGGACCAGCAACAAGAAUCGCUUGGAGUGCUACAGAACAUGUGGAACAUGAAUGGGUUUGGUGCAAAUAAUGCAAACAGCGAGGUCUUAAGGAACAAUCCAGAUGAUAUACAUAAUCCAAUGGCAGGUUUUGAAGAGAAAUCCGCUAGUGCCGAUCCAUCCCCGCAUAAGAAGAAAAAGAAGUACGGAAAACACUACAAACCAAAUUACUACUACCCACAAAAUUAUUACAGCUCCUAUGCUUCCGCUUAUUCUUCUUAUGGAAGAAAUAACGAUCAAGAGGGUGAAAUGUUUGAAGAUCCCCAAAUGGAUAGUCACGUCAACGAAGAAGAGUUUUCAAAUGUUGAUCCCAUGCAUGAAGAAAUCCCCGUCCAAGAAGAGCAAAUGAGAGCAAACCCUGAAAAUUUACCUACUGAAGUACCAGAAGAACCAAAGAAUGAUACAGUUGGAUGUGAACUUGAAGAUAGCUACGAGAAGAAAGACAAAAAAGGUAAAUAUCCAAAUUAUGAUCCAUAUGUCUACUAUGAACGAGCAGUUGAAGAAAUGGCUGAUUUGAACAAAAAAAUUAAGACAGAAACUGACAAACUCCUUCAUCCUGUUCAUCCGGCACAACAAGAACCUCAAGUAUUACCAGUCAUUGACAAUACCAAUAAUGAUUUUAAUAAUUAUCAAUCUGAGAAUGAAGAAACUCAAUCGGACGACAGUUCAAAUCUACAAAGUAUACCACCUGUGAUGGAAGAGAAAUCUGCAGAUCCUCAUCAUCAUUCCCGUGGAUUUAGCCACACACAUACAAUAACACAUACUCACAGCCUCAACAACAAUUUUGGUAAGCCCUUCCAAGCAAUUCAGCCAGUAUAUGAACAGCCUAAAUACAAUCCCAACCAAUUUAAUGCUCACAGUAGUUCUGCUCAUGCCGCUUCAAAGACAUUUAACCUAAACGGUGGCUUUGGACACCAAGUCCAACCUUACAGUAAUGAAGGAUUUAUCCAACCUGGUGCACAGGCAACUGCCCAAGCAGGCGCAACGGGUAAUUUCGGACAUGCUGGAGCACAAGCUCAUGCUCAAGCAGGAACUCAAAGUUUUGGACAAACCGCUGCUCAAGCUGUUGCAAAUACUGGCCUAAAUGGUUUUAGUGGGACAUUUGUGCCAACUACGGCCCAAGCUCUCGCUCAAGCCAGCUCCAUAAAUCAACAAACGGGACAAAUAUAUGGUUUAAACAAUAAUCAAAGGGAAAUUUCAAACGCCCUUGCUGGUUCACAAGGGGGUGUGAUCAAUGGAAAUGGAAACACUGUUGUACAAAAUCAAAUUCUCGGAGAUUCACAACAAGAGGUUCAAUCCCCUAUGUUUCAAGUAGAUGAUGCCAGUCAAAGCUUCGUAGGUAAUCCAGAACUUGUUCCUAGAGUGACUAGAUCUCUAGGUGGAAGUAACGAAAACACUCCAGAAAUGCCUAACUUUUCAACAGAGUUCGAUAAUAUUAUGAACAGAAACCGUGAAAGUGUCGAUAAAAGCUCCAGUGAAGAAUCAAAAGAAAGCCAAGAACUAAAUGUGGAACCAAUUAAAAAUAAGUUUCCGCAAGAUUCUCAAACUCACAUAUUCCGUGUAACUACAACAGAAAAGAGCCUCUCACCUACAACUGAAAAAGUCUACAGUUCAAGUAGAUCAGAAAACUUAAACUUAGAUGAGAAAACUGACCAUAGUUCAACAGAAACUAAUAUUGUACAACAUACAUCUACGUUUCCAACAACCCAGUCAUCUUUUGAAACGAAAACUUCUGAUAAAAUGACCACUAUUGAACCUUCAACUUCGAAUUGGGAUCAUAAACAAACACUUGUUACUUCGCCUCCUAACUUAGAUUCUCAAAAUAAUGGCAAUACUGCCCAGAAUGACAAUUCUGAAACCGAUGGAAAUCAACCAUCAAAACAAAAAUCUGAAGAAAUUAAUGUGCCUCUUGGAAUGAUGAAUCCAGAUGAUUUAACCACUCCGAUAACAGUCACUAUCGAACCCUGGGCAUCAAAUUGGGACUACAAACGAAAAAUUGAGUUUCCUGUUAAACCAAAAACUAACGAAAAAUCUCGUAUGAAUGAUAGUUCUGGGAGAAACAGAGAGGAAGCCAAUGUGCCUCUUGGAAUGAUGAAUCCAGAUGACUUAACCACUCCGAUAACAGUCACAAUCGAACCCUGGGCAUCAAAUUGGGACUACAAACGAAAAAUUGAGAUUCCUGUUAAAUCUAAAACCAACGAAAAAUCUAGUAUGCAUGAUAGUUCUGAGAGAAACAGAAAAGAAGGCAAUGUGCCUCUUGGAAUGAUAAAUCCAGAUGAUUUAACCACUCCGAUAACGGUCACUAUCGAACCCUGGGCAUCAAAUUGGGACUACAAACGAAAAAUUGAGAUUCCUGUUAAAUCUAAAACUAACGAAAAAUCUAGUAUGAAUGACAGUUCUGAAAAAAACAAAAAGGAAGGUAAUGUACCUCUUGGAAUGCAAAAUCCGGAUGAGUUAACUACCACUCCUCGACCGCGAAAAAUUGAAAUUUCGCCUCCUAUAGAGAAAUCCAGUAUAGAUGAAAAUUCUGAGAGUGAUGUAGUUCUUGGUAUGCAAAAUCUAGAUGAGUUAACCACUAUUACUCCAGUAGCUUUUCCUGAAGAACAGUCGGCUUCAAACGAUUUUAAAAGAAAUUCUGGAAGUUUAUUGUCCCCAAUAGAAUCUCAAUCAACUGAUAUAUCUACUAUUUAUGGCGAUGAUAUUGCACCAUCAAAACCCGAUGCACAAAAAACAUUCUUAAAGCAGGAGCCCGUCGAAUUGGACAUGUUUGAUCGCGAACUGGAUGCAACUAAAGAUAUAAUUGAUGAAGUUUUAGGAUCAACUCAUAAAGAUCAAAGUAAUGAAUUUGAAACAAAGAAAACGAAAGCUUCGAUUUUCGAUAAAGACAUGUCUUCUCUAACCGACGAGGAAAUUGAAGAAGUGCAAUUUUCCCAGCCUGACAAUUCUGCCAGUAACGAACAUAUUGUUGGAGCUUCUUUAACAGAAACAGAACACACUAAACUUGAUACAGCUAACAAUCCUUUGGAAACUACAAGUUCACCUAAUAAGAAGUCACCAUUCAGCUUCAAUAUAACGGGCGGUCCUUUCAGCAGCAUUGAAGAGCAACUCUCUGAAUUAACUGAGGAUGAAAGGGAAACCUUUCUAAAACAAGAAAUGAAAUUAAUAUCGGAUGUAAUAGAUGAGGCGUUGAAGAAGAAAGGGUCAUCUAAAGAAGCACUACAUGAAAAGAAAGAUGAAACUAAGAACAAAGAUAUAAAGGAAAUUGAAGUAUCGUCUCCAAACCUUAUGAAUGUACGCGAUCGCGAAUAUAUCGACGAAUACCGCAGAGAUGCCAAUUCGAAUGAACAACAACAUUUUGAUGCUGUUUUAGGACAGCAAAGAGAACAAGUGGAAUCGAUAAAGGAACUGUCAAACGCAGAUCCUGAUCUAGGAAUGAUAAGUUCAAUUGGGGAAAGUGUGUUAAACGAUUUAGAGACCAGGAAUCACCAAACGAAGAAUAGUCCAAAGAAACAGGACAAAACUAAAAGAAGCAUAGAGGAAACAAAGAAAAAUCCUAUUCCAUUAACUCACUGGGUGAGUGAUCCAACCACAAAAGUAGAUGUACCAAAAACAUUACAAAAUAUUGGAUCCGUUACCAAACAUACAUUUGAAAAUGUCAAGGCACCCAUUUAUCAUACUAGGAACAUGAUAGGAAAUACUAAAAAUAUGAUACUGUCAGUAGCUAAAAUACCUCCAAACAAUUUGUUUUUCCCUUCCAAAUACGAGAUCAUUAAAGUUGAUGAUAAGGAUGGUGGUGGUGAUACAUUAGGAGCAAUAAAUCAGCAAAUGUUAAUAUCUCGUAGUGGAGAUCCAACCGAGAUCAAAAAUAAUCAACAAGAUAGCCAAAUGUCGCAAGAAAAGAAGGGAGUCACGAAUACUUUUACCAAGUUAGGAAAUAUACUUAAAAAUAGUGUUGAUAGUGGAAAGGAUACUAUUGGGCAUUUCAAUGAUGUUGCAACCGACAUACGAAAUGUCGUGUAUACCUCGAAACACGCUGCUCCACGAAUAAUUGUACCAAGCAAAAUACCAUCCUUAAUUACAAAAGAUGCCGAAUCCAGUAUGCUUGGCAAAAAAGCUGUUUUAAUUGCACCAAGAAUAUUAGAUUUAGCCGAAGACCCUGUAGUUUCUCAACCAGAACAACCAAGUAACUUUGUUGGUGCUGGUGAUGUACUAGAUGCUCUUGGACUGUCCUAUCCCAAUCAACCCGAAGUGCCUCUAGAAAAAAUAGUACUUGAACCAUCUGCGAUAAAUGUUUUAAAACAAUUUGAUAUACCCAAAGAGUUGCGAUCUUCACAUCCUUUAAAAGAUUGGGUAAAGGAAAACUUUAAGGUGAAUCAAAAUCAACCUACAGUUGUUGGUGAAGCCAAGCCAGAAUCAGUUAAAGACUUUUUAAAAAGAAUGCAACAAGAACUGAAAGAAAAAUUAAGAAGCGAAAAUUUAGAGAGGGCAAGCAAGAGAAAAGAAAAAUCAAAUAAAUCCAAAAACAAAAAAUACAAGAAGUCCCAGAAAAAUCGGAAAAGUGACAAACCAAUUGGUAAAUCCAUUCAAGAUCAAACACAAAAUCUCAGAGAUUAUGAUAAUAUUAUAAUUCAACCAAUAAAACAAAAUGAAGGUGAACUUGUAGGAAUAUUUUUGUCUCCUGAACUAAUGAAGCCUUUCAUGGGACAACCAUCUCAAACAAUGAUUCAGGAUUACUUUAGAGAAAAUGGUGAUGCAUCAUUUGAUGGCACAGAAAAUCACAUUAUAUCAAAAAACAACUUCAAUCAAAAUAUUCCUUCAAACUUAAAUGACAGACCUCCGAUUCCGUAUUCUAACAGGAACAAAAUGCUUGAAAAUGAAAAGGUAAAUUACACAUCUCAUACAUCAGACUUGGGUCACAUUUUAGGAGCUAUAAAUCCAAUGAUGCUCGAAAGAUACUUCAAUGAAAGAAUUGAUCGUACAGAUUCUGCACACAAAGACCCAUUUAGUGCUUUUUCAAUAGCUCAUGUUGAUGAAGGUACUGCAAAUAAAGAUAUAGUAGAAAUGCCCCAACUUACAAACUACAAUAGCCAAUAUAAUGGUGAAAGUGGAAGUAUAGAUUCAAUAGCACACUUGGAUAAAAGUAAUGGAAAUAAAAACGGAGUGAAUAUGCCUCGAUAUAAAAACUUUAAUAACCAAUACGAUGGAGAAAGAGAAAGUAUAGAUUCAUGGCUAAAGUUAGUAGAAGAAAAUCCAACAAUAAUUGAAGAUCUAAAUAAUCAGGAACAGACUAAAGAAGAUUAUAAGACAAAUGAAAAUACAGUUGACGGUAAAACUCAAUCAAUGUAUGGUGAUAAUGAUAAACAAAUACAGAUAGAAAAUAAGAUAAUAGAACAUGUACCUAUUGUUGAGGUAACAACUUUAAUUAAUAGGGUGAUACAUAACAAGGACAUCAAAGAUGAUUCUGUAUAUAACAAUCCCGUCAACAAUAUUAGACUAUCAGAUACAGGCACAAAAAUUACAGAGACUAAUCUUAAAUUAGAUAUCCCAUCAGAGCAGCAAAAUAAAAAUAAACCACUUCAAGACGAAAAUGGAAGUUCUAAUAUAGAAUCUAGAACAGAAAUUGCCAAUGAAAAUAGUCAGCAACUAUUACUUAAAAAUUCAAAUGAAUCAAUCAAAAACACACCUGAUGAAACUACUUUAGAAAUGAUACAAAACGACAAGCAACUUAAAAUGGAAAACAAAAACGUACAUGAAUAUCUAAAUGUGGAUGAAAUACCUACUUCAAGCAGUAAAUCCAAUAAGUAUGGUAGUAAAGAAUAUGACCUUGUUGAAGAAGUAACUUUGAAUCCAUUACAAAUAUCACAUAAAACAUAUAAUGUUCCAGACAAAGUUUCACUUAAAUUAGAACCACCCCAACAAACACAUAAUGAACAAAUUAUGAAAGAUAAUAUACAGGUACAUCCUCAGUUCAUAAAUAAAACUAUGACCAGCAAUCUAAGCGCCAGUAAUAACAUUGAAAUUACUACAUCUAGCGAAGAAAUUAAAUAUGACGGCAAUAAGAAUGAUAAAUAUAAUGCAGAAACUUUAGGAACUUUAACAGUAGUACGUGAAGGUGGGGAUAUAAUGAAUAAAUCUGUACCAACAGUUAAAACGACAGAAUAUCUAAACAGUAAAACACAGGCCGAUCAUGUAAGUAAAAAUUUAUUUUCUGAAUUGACAGAUAAAAACGCAAUAGACCACUCAAAGAUAAGCGAUGAUAAUUAUAAAGUUCAAGCAAAGGAACAAAAUGCAAAUGGUAAAGAAUCAGUGAAAAAUGCCUUUCCUAAAAUAAAAAUAAAAAUAGGAGAAAAUAUAAAUAAACAAAUUAAUCUUGAAAAUAAAUUACAUUCAUUCAAAGUUCAUGAGACUAGUAUUCCAGUCAAUAUAUUGAAUGACAGUAAAAAUCAACCAGAUGAAGAAGAUUCAAAGAAAAACAGUAGUGAAAGUGAAUACAAAGAAACAAUUAUUAAUGAAAAUAAUAAAAAGUCAAUUAAAAAGGUUAUUAAAACUACAAAGGAAUUAGAGAACGGUAAAAAAGAGCAAACUAAUAAUGAAAAUACUCAAAAACAAUCAACCUAUAGUAAUGAAAGUGCUUCUUCAACUUCUGUAUUCAACAAAAAUAAAAAUGAACCAGAUGAUGAUGAGGAAUCUGAAAAAGAUGCGCGGACGUCAAUGAAAAUUUAUGAUACAUACCAAAAACCAUUUAUGGGGCUGGCUAAUAAAGAUAAAAUUCAUAAGUUUUUAGAUAAAUAUAAUACACCAACUAAAGAACAAAAUGAAAUAAGUUACGAUUCACCUAUAAAAGACUUUAUUUACUCAAAUUAUGAUCAAAAUGAUGUGGAUUAUUUUUAUUAGAUAAAUAUAA